AUGAAGACUGUCACAGGCCAAGUGGUACCAACAAAGUCAGUCUCUCUAUCUUCAGCAGCCAAAAACCUUUCCAACUUCGCCUCCCAGGAAGAGAAGAACGGAGCUUCCGAUGCCGUCCGCGUGUAUCUGAAACGCGCUUCUGAUGCCUUCAACAACUUGGUUCAAUUCCACAAGGAGCUAAAAGCGCCCCAUUCGAAUCGCAAACGUAAGGCAUCUCAAUCUCUUGUUGUUGAUACAAAGAUUGAAACUUUAGCCACCGUUGACAAAAAUCCAGAUGAAGAAAAGAUCAAGAAUGUGGAAAGUAAGAGCAAGCGGAAUAAAAAUCGCGAAUUAGAGAGAAGUUCGGACAAGAACAGAAAAGAUAAGAGAACUGGCCAAUCGGAGUUAAGGAAUAAGGAGAGAGAACAGAUUGAGCAAAGCCCUGAUGGGGUUGGGGAGGAAAGGAAAAAGAAGAAACAUGAAAAGAUUGUGAGAGGUGAAGAUGCAGAGGAAAGAGAUGAGGGUAGGAAUAAGGCUAAGCAAGAGAUUGUGGAAGUUGAAAGGAACAUUAUUGAUAGAGUUGAAGGUGAAAGUGUGAAGAGGAAGGAUAAGAAGAAGAAAAAGAAGGAUGAGGGUGAGGAGGAUGGAGAAAAUGUUGGCAAAAAAGGAAAGAAAAAUAGCCAAUCGGAGGUGAGGAGUGAGCAGAGAGAACAGAUUAAGCGAAGCCCUGAUAGUGGGGUUGGGGAGGAAAGGAAAAAGAAGAAACAGGAGAAGAUUGGGAGAGGUGAAGAUAGAGAGGAAAUAGAUAAGAUUAAGAAUAAUACUGAGCAAGAGAUUGUGGAAAUUAAAAGAGACAUGGAUGGAGUUAAAGGUGUCAAGAGUAAGGAUAAGAAGAAGAAGAGAAAAAAGAAUGAGGGUGGAGAUGAUGGAGAAAAUGUUGGAAGCGAAAAAGGGAAGAAGAGGAAGAGCAGGAAGGUUGAUGGUGGAGAGAGAAGUGAUUCUGCAGAGCAGAGUUGA
This is a messenger RNA of Coffea arabica (coffee), 996 nucleotides long. Lineage: Eukaryota; Viridiplantae; Streptophyta; Magnoliopsida; Gentianales; Rubiaceae. The record is from RefSeq and is a predicted model, not a curated record.